AUGCUCUUAUGGCUCUUAUUGGCGUCACAAAUCCAUCUGAACUGGAGCUGUGACCGAGGUCUCACUCAACUCCGCCAUAGAGACACAUUGAUGUUGAUGAGAUGCGUCCCUACGAUCCCAGUAGGACUUUCCCUUUUGUCUUUCAACUGUUACUGCAGCUCUUUUCAGGGACAACCAGAUCCCUGUAUAGUCCAAACGGGCGGCCGGAUGUCCUGGUGCCAGCAAGACGGACAGGACUACGUCUGUUGCGGCACCACUGAACUGCUCAUAGAGCUGCUCGCCGGAAGGAGUGUCAAGGUAAGUCUUAACUGAAGGUUAAUGAGAAGGAAGAUCAGAAUUCAACAUUUUGGAAUCUGAAAAAUAAACUUUUUUUUGAUUUCUACUUUUGCUUCCUGUGAACAUUGGUCAAAUUUCUUCUCAAAGAGUUCAAUUAUCACUGGGUAAGUCGCUGAACAAUGCUCAAUCUUGGAGAGGAGGCGUGUCAAAAGUCUUCUGCCAGAAAUCAGAAAACGGCGCCAAAUAUCGAAAAAAAAGAAUUUUUUUGAAAUAAGAACUUACAGUUGACAUUUGGGAUAUUAAUUGAUUUCUUUGUGCUUAUUCAUAGAUAAAUUAUUCCACCCCGUGCAGAACUGAGAAAAGAGUACUUUCAAGAAAAAAAAAAGCCGCCUGUAACUAUUCAGAAUAAACAUGUUUUUUUAAUGGACUGACGUCUUUUGUCGAAAUCUUGAAGAGUUAAGCUAAGAAGAAGUUUUUACACUGCGUACACCAAGAAAUCUUUGAAGUUUUAGAAAAUUCCGAUGACUGACCAGUGGCGUUACUACCCACGGAACUCCCAUUUCGACUAUCAAGUCGUCGUGAGAGCUCAAACAGGUUUCCUCAUUUACUAUUUGAAUUAAACUAAUUGGGGGCUUUUUUCGCAGUCGAGCUGAGCGACGAGGUUCUGACCAACAACGUGAUCACAACGCCGCCGCCGGCCUAUCCACCAAUCAUUUACAAGAAAAUUGGUUCUCAGGUUUGUUAAUAAUUUCUGUUGAGAUAUCUUCCAAUCUCUAUGAACGAUUGACCAAAAUGCAGAAAAUGUCAAAAAAGAAUUUUUUUCUGAAGAAAAAAGUCUGUCGUCCCCUCUCUUUUUCAAAACUUUCGUUCACAGAAACUGUGUUCCCUUCAAAUCGAAAAGGCCGUUUCUUGGUGCUCAGACAGAAAGAAAGGCUUUGUCUGGACUCUCCUCGUUCCCAUGAUCCCUCUCCGAAGAUUCCCAGACCGUUUUUGUAUAGCGCCGGUGCCACAGCCGCGAGCGGAAUUUUCUCUUUUUUGUUCCGUCGCCAUCUUUCCCUUUUGUUUACAUCCCGUGACAUUCUGCGCAGCCAACAACAGUAAGAACACAGAUUUACACAUCGCGGCUCGACAAAAUGGUUUUUGAAAGCUUUUGGAUGAGUCGAGCAACGGUUUUUGAGAUAACACUAAUGGACGUUUUAAAGUGGGUCAUGGGACAGGAAAACAUAACGGGAAAGAAGAAAGCCAACGUUAGAUGAUAGAGUCAAAAGAGCUGCAGAAAUAUAUUUUCAUGAAAAAUAGGCAAAAAGUAACUACGUUUUUUCUUGACUUUUCAAAAAUAGUAUGAAAAUGUAAUGAGCUAUCCAAAACGAAAAAAGUUAGACGACACAUUUUUGGAAGUUCGUCAUAUGAAAGUGGUUUCGAGCUUGACCUUUCUGACUCUUUGAUAUAUUUAAGAACCGCAAAAAUUUAAAACUUUUUCUAAUGCAAGCAUAGCGAAAACCAAGAAAAAAACUGUAAGACUAGACACAGAGCCUACUGCCAACGACGUCGCUGCACAUUCUAUCCGUGCCAAUGAUCGCCAUGGGGAACUUCACAGACUCGCUGCGACUGGCGACCAACGUGGUCGCAGUUCGCGACGGCGACUGCACCAUCGUCGUCGACACCGGCAUGCCUUUCCAGAAAGACGAGCUGAUUCGAAGUCUGUCAAGGUGCGACUGAAGAGAUUCAUGCGCUCCAUUCAGAUCUGCACGAGUUUGGAAUGCGCGCCGCUGAAGUGCAGUUCCUUGUCCUGACCUCCUCGCUGCCGCAGUUCAUCGGCAAUCUGAACGUUUUCCCGCACGCUCAGGUCGUCGUCGAGAAGUUGUUCAUCUACCAAGACCACGCCAUCCGCGGAGGGAUCACCGAGGUUUCAUUUAGAAGUUUUUUUCCAAACUUGAAACGAAUUUUAAAAAAUCUUUUCAAAUCUUCGAUAAGAGCUGCCUUUUUUUACUGAUUUUAUUGGUUUGUGGGAUGAAAACUUGAAGCAGAUACUUAUAUUCAAACGAAAGCAUUUUUGAGAACAUUCGGGUGGAAACUUGUUCAUCUAACACCUAUUUGAUGGCUACGCCGGGCCCGACCGCCAAUUCCGUGACUCUUUUCGUCAAGAAUGUACCUUCCAUGGGAACUGUCGCCGUGACAGGUUUUCCUAUAUAACAUUUCCAUUUCAUAAACCCAUUAAGGUGCCUUGUUUAUGCACGACGACAGCAUAACCAAAAUUGAUGAAGACUACACUUGGAACUCGGCAAAAAUAAUCAACUCGAGGAGGAAAGUCAUCUGUCAGGUGCGUGAAAAUGUGAAAAAAAGAAGUAAUUUUUGGAUUUCCAGGCCAAUUGGAUUAUUCCGGCACACGCUGCUGCGUUUCCAGUCUCCAAUGAGUUACGAAAAAUGGCGAACUGCGAAUGA
Caenorhabditis auriculariae is the source of this 2718-nucleotide messenger RNA. Lineage: Eukaryota; Metazoa; Nematoda; Chromadorea; Rhabditida; Rhabditidae. The record is from the annotation of a GenBank genome assembly.